Messenger RNA from Lizanozyma spartinae, 1209 nucleotides. It is a transcript of the gene TIF5, whose product is annotated as translation initiation factor eIF5. Lineage: Eukaryota; Fungi; Ascomycota; Pichiomycetes; Serinales; Debaryomycetaceae. The transcript has a single exon. Gene Ontology annotation, biological process: translational initiation; formation of translation preinitiation complex; formation of cytoplasmic translation initiation complex. The coding region runs from base 1 to 1209 and encodes 402 amino acids. Gene Ontology annotation, molecular function: GDP-dissociation inhibitor activity; eukaryotic initiation factor eIF2 binding; translation initiation factor activity. The record is from RefSeq and is a predicted model, not a curated record. Gene Ontology annotation, cellular component: cytosol.
AUGUCGUUUAUUAAUAUUUGUCGUGACAACACGGAUCCCUUUUACCGUUAUAAGAUGCCUCCGAUCCAAUCCAAAGUGGAAGGUAGAGGUAACGGUAUUAAGACGGUGAUUGUUAACUUGAGUGAAGUUUCCAGAGCUUUGGGACGUCCUCCAGCAUAUGUUAUCAAGUAUUUUGGUUCUGAAUUGGGUGCUUUGACAGCUAUUCAAGAAGACCAAGACCGUUAUUUGGUCAAUGGUACUCAUGAUGCCAACGAAUUGCAAGAUUCUUUAGAUGGGUUCAUUAAUAAGUUUGUUCUUUGUGGUAACUGUAAGAAUCCCGAAACUCAAAUUGAAAUCAAGGGUAGAGACCAUUUACAAAGAGAUUGUAAGGCAUGUGGUCAUAUCACUGACAUUGAUCCUAGACAUAAGUUGUGUUCAUACAUUUUGAAGAACCCACCAGCUGGUGCUAAGGAUAAAAAGGGUAAGAAGUCUGCCACUGCUACUGCCAAUGUUGUUGGAGGUGGUAAAUCCAUUUCUGAUAUUGCCCAAGGCCAAGACGGUGAUUUAGGCGGUGACGAAGGUGAAGAAAAUGACGAUGAUGAUGCUUUGACCAAGAAGAUCAAUGCUGAAGCUGCAGCUUUGGCCCAAGUUGAAAUCAAGGAUGACGAAUGGGCUGUUGAUAUGUCUCAAGAGGCCAUUGAAGCCAGAGCCAGAGCUCUGAACACCGGUGCUUUAGGAGCAGACUCCACUUUAUCGAAGUUCAAUGAAUUAGGUGACUGGUUAUUGGAAGAAUGUAAGGAAGGUAAAGAAGAUUUACCAAGUGAUGUUGAAAUCUAUAAGAAGAUUGUUGAUUUGGACAUUGUUCAAAAGCCUGAGACCGUCCAAGUGUUAUCCCAAUGCUUAUUUGAUGAAAACAUUGUUGAACAACUUGAUGAGCAUCAAGGUUUAUUGGCCAAAUUGAUUGUUGGAGAUGAAGAUUAUGAAAAGGCAUUUUUGGGAGGUUUGGAAAGAUUCUUUGGUAUAGAAAAGCCUGAUUUGAUUCCAUUGGUUCCUAAAGUGUUGGUUAAAGUUUAUAACAAUGAUUUGAUUAGUGAAGAAGUCAUUGUCAAUUGGGGAUCUAAGGUAUCCAAGAAAUAUGUUCCUAAAGAUAUUUCAAAGAAGGUUAGAAAGGCUGCUAAGCCAUUUAUUGAAUGGUUAAAGAAUGCUGAGGAAGAGAGUGAUGACGAGUAA